Messenger RNA from Rhincodon typus (whale shark), 4303 nucleotides. RefSeq names its product zinc finger protein 850-like. The transcript has 6 exons. Gene Ontology annotation, biological process: regulation of transcription by RNA polymerase II. The record is from RefSeq and is a predicted model, not a curated record. The coding region runs from base 356 to 2788 and encodes 810 amino acids. Gene Ontology annotation, molecular function: RNA polymerase II cis-regulatory region sequence-specific DNA binding; DNA-binding transcription factor activity. NCBI's taxonomy places the organism in Eukaryota, Metazoa, Chordata, Chondrichthyes, Orectolobiformes, Rhincodontidae.
CCUCCUCCUCUCUCUCUGAAUGAAGAUUGAGCUUCACCCCCAGACUGCAACUUCCUCCUCUGUCCAAUCUGUGAGCAUAACACUCUCUUUUCUCAUUCUGGAGUUUAAUUGUCGAUUUGAAGGAGCUGAAGGGAAAGGAAGUGAAUCCGGGCAAGCAGCAGACUCUGGAAAAGUUACACGGACUGAGUUGAGAGUGUUCCAGUGAACUGACUGUGGAAGGAGCUUUAAACAGUUACAAAGUGGAAAAAAACAUUCUUCCAGGAGACACCAUAAGCGUGUUGUGUGCUCGUGUGGACUUCCAGCCUUUACCGUAUCAUCCAACCUGGAGGGACACAAGGACAACAACACCGUGGAGAUGCCAUGGCAGAGUGGGGGCUGCGGGAAACGACUCAGGUCCCCAUCUGGGCUGGAGAGUCACGGACGUGGCCACAGCGUGGAGAGGCCGUUCGCCUGCUCCGUGUGCGGGAAGGGGUUUGCUCUUUCGUCCACCCUGCGGAUACACCAGCGGACGCACACCGGGGAGAAUCUGUUCACUUGCACGGAGUGCGGGAAAGGGUUUGCUCUUUCGUCCAGCCUGCUGACCCACCGGCGGGUCCACACCGGGGAGAGGCCGUUCACCUGCCCCGUGUGCGGGAAGGGGUUCGCUUCUUCAUCCAACCUGCAGACGCACCGGCGGGUCCACACCGGGGAGAGACCCUACAACUGCCCCGUGUGCGGGAAAGGGUUCACUCAGUUGUCCAAGCUGCAGAGGCACCAGCAGGUUCACACGGGGGAGAGGCCGUUCAUCUGCUCGGUGUGUGGCGAGGGAUUCAGAGACUCGUCCAAACUGCUGAGGCACCGGCGGGUGCACACCGGGGAGAGACCGUUCACCUGCCCGGUGUGCGGGAAGGGCUUCACCCAGGCCUCCAGCCUGCGGACCCACCAGCAGCUUCACACCGGGGAGAGGCCGUUCACCUGCUCCGAGUGCGGGAAGGGGUUCGCUUGCUCCUCGCACUUGCUGACCCACCGGCGGGUCCACACCGGGGAGAGGCCCUUCACCUGCCCGGUGUGCGGGAAGGGCUUCACUCAGUCGUCCAGCCUGCUGACCCACCAGCGGUUCCACACCGGGGAGAGGCCGUUCAGCUGCUCCGAGUGCGGGAAGAGAUUCACGAUAUCGUCGCACUUGCUGACCCACCGGCGGGUUCACACCGGGGAGAGGCCGUACGUCUGCUCCGAGUGCGGGAAGGGGUUUAUCCAGUCCUCUAAGCUGCGGUUACACCAGCGGGUUCACCAGGGCCCAAAACCGUGGAAAUGCGGGGACUGUGGGAAAGGAUUUUGUUCCCCGUCUGCCCUCGAGACCCAUCGGCGCAUUCAUACAGGGGAGAGGCCAUUCACAUGCUCUGUCUGCGGGAAGGGGUUUGCUCACUCAUCUGCCCUGCUGACCCAUCAGCGGGUUCACACUCGGGAGAAACCCUACACGUGCCGGGAUUGUGGGAAGGGAUUUACUGAUUCGUCUGCCCUGCUGACGCACCAGCGCAUUCACACCGGGGAGAAGCCAUUCACCUGCUCCGUGUGCGGGAAGGACUUCAGCCAGUCGUCCAACCUGCAGAUGCACCAGAGAGUUCACACCAGGGAGAGGCCCUUCAUCUGCUCUGUGUGCGGGAAGGGCUUCACUCAUUCGUCCGCCCUGCUGACCCACCAGCGGGUUCACACGGGCGAGAGGCCGUUCACCUGCUCAGUGUGCGGGAAGGGAUUCAGUGACUCGUCUGCCCUGCUGACCCACAAGCGGGUCCACACGGGGGAGAGGCCGUUCACCUGCUCGGUGUGUGGGAAGGGGUUCACCCAGUCGUCCAACCUGCUGACCCACCAGCGGGUCCACACUGGGGAGAGACAGUUCACCUGCUCGGUGUGCGGCAAGGGGUUCGGUGACUCGUCCAACCUGCUGAGGCACCAGCGGGUCCACACCGGGGAGAGGCCGUUCACCUGCUCCGAGUGCGGGAAGAGCUUCACUCACUCGUCCAGCCUGCGCACACACCAGCGAGUACACACCGGGGAGAAACCGUGGAAAUGUGGGGACUGUGGGAAGGUAUUCCCAACACCAUCCGCACUGGAAACUCAUCGACGCAGUCACACAGGGGAGAGGCCGUUCACCUGCUCUGUGUGUGGGAAAGGAUUCACCCAGUCAAGCCACCUGCGAUUGCACCAGCGCGUUCACACCGGGGAAAAGCCGUUCGCCUGCUCGGUUUGCGGGAACGCGUUCCGCGAUUCGGGCAGCCUUCAGAAGCACCAGCGGUUUCACACGAGGGAGAAGCCGUUCACCUGCUCUGUGUGCGGAAAGGGGUUCGGUCAGUCAUCGAGCUUACGCCGGCACCAGAGCAGUCACACCAACGAGAGACCUUACAAAUGCUCCGACUGUGGGGCUGCUUUCAAAAGCUCUUGGGAUCUGAUGCUGCACCAGCGCAUUCACACCGAGGAGAGACCGUUUGGCUGCUCCCACUGCGCCAAGAGGUUUAAGACGUCAUCUGAGCAGCAGAGGCACCAGCGGGUUCACACCGGGGAGCGGCCGUCUGUCUGCCCUGUGUGCGGGAAGGGCUUCAUUCAGUCAUCCGGCCUGCAGAGGCACCAGCGGGUCCACACCGGGGAGAGGCCAUUCACCUGCUCCGUCUGCGGGAAGGGCUUCACCCAGUCCACCAAUCUGCGGACCCACCAGCGCAUUCACACCGGGGAGAAGCCGUUCUCCUGCUCGGAGUGUGGGAAGGGAUUCACUCAGUUAUCCAACAUGGUGUCUCACCAGAGAGUUCACAAGUGAGCGCAGGGGUUGAGUCACAUUCCAGGACGGAACCGUAUUCAUUCUGGCAGUGGGUGAGUUGGGAAGGCUUUUUUUUUCCUCUGAGGACCUGGCUGUUGUCACCUAUUUCGCUUCCAAUGGGGCUGGUGCCCUUUGAGCCCUGGGUCUGCACAUUGACGCUGAAAUGAUCCACGGAUGCAGAUGAAGGACAUUUAUCCUGGGUGGGACGUAAUGUUUGUCCUUAGCACAACAGGUCGAUGCAAAAUAAGUAGUUUGUCUGUGUCCCAUUGAGCACAGGGCCAGGCCAGUCGGCGCAACUGGUCCCUGUCAGUAUUUACGCUCCACCUGAACCAGCACCCAUCCCUCUUCAUCUGCACCCCUGUCAGUUUAACCUUCUAUUCCUUUCUCCCUCAUGGCUGUUGCCAGCUUCCCCUUAAUUGUAUUCCUGUCUUCCCCAACGACAGCAUGUCCUUCUGUUCUAAAGGUGACCGAACAGCAGCUCACAAGAUACCUGGGGUGGGGAGGGAGGGGGGUGCUCCUUCCCAGAUAAAGUGGGCGGUUGCGAAUCCGGGAAUUGAAUCUGGAUCGUUCUGAGGAAUUGCCCAGGGCCCUGGCUGGGUGCCACUGCCUCCACCGGGCCCAACUCGAACCUGACCAGGUCUGGUCCGAUACCCUGGGAUUCAGCAAUGGAUACAACAGAUGUUGUCGAUUCCCCCGUCGAAAGGAGCAACAGCGAGGGUGAGCCCUGCGGUGGGGGGCCUAAACCGGAUGGUGCCGCCGGGCUCUGUGUCAAUCUGCGAGAGGCGGGAAUGAGGGCGGCCUCACCCUCUGCCCACCGGCAGACAGAGUCACUCAGGAGCUGUCAGCGAGUGAGGUCUUUCUCCAAACUCCCCAUGAACCGAACAGCCCAGCAGCUGGAUCUUCACCCUCUUCGGGGGAAGGAGACAAAACUUUGUCCCUCGUUGUGGGUUCACCGGUACAACAGAUUGCUGUUUGGCAUCAGGGCAGCACCAGAGAUUUUCCCGACACACAGAUUGUAUUCAGUGAUACAAAGGACCCCAAAAACUGCCAGUAUCUCGCAGGCAGCCAUUAUUCCUGGCAUAUAUAGCGAGGAACGUGGCGAGAGGCCGGGAUUCGUAGAGACUCAAUUGCAGUAAGCUGGACGUACAGUCAACGGAGACAGAUUACUUGCUGGGUGUGACAGAGCUAAUGCCUGAACUCCCGAGCAGUGAAAUCAACCCAGCCAUAAAGACCGUACAAAAUUAUAUUGGACCAGGACGUAACAAACUUACCAGAAAUUUGUCAGCACAAACAUUGAUUGGCUUGGUGAAUUGGGGUUUGUCCAAUUUGUUCAGAAACUUGCUGCCUCUGUCUUUGUAAAUGUGCACAUGUGUGAUGGCAGAAAAUGAUGGGCUUUUGUUUUUCAUCUGAUAAGACAAGGAGGUCACUGUGGGUCGGGUUAGCACUGCUGCCUCACGGCACCAGGGACCCGGGUUCAAACCCACCCUCGGGCGACUGUCUGUGAGGAGUUUGCAU